Molecule: messenger RNA, 1890 nt
Organism: Rotaria socialis
Lineage: Eukaryota; Metazoa; Rotifera; Eurotatoria; Philodinida; Philodinidae
Source: the annotation of a GenBank genome assembly
AUGACACAACUCUCUACCAUAUUAUACCUGAUUACUUUGUCUAUCGUAAUCGACCAUGUUCGAUCGAUAUCGAGUCCUCUACAACCUUUCAUUGCAUAUCAACAUUCGGUAGAAUUAGAGAAAGAUGUAGCCGAUCUCUGGUGGACCAUCGACAGUGCCAAAAGAGAAAUCACAUUCGAAUUACAUAUCAAAACAAUAGGCUGGAUUGCAUUGGGGAUCAGCCCAGCGGGUGGUAUGAUAGGUGCUGACAUCGGUGUAGGUUGGGUCGAUCAAAUGGGUCAUCUCUAUUUUCAAGAUCGAUAUGCAUUUGGCAGAACGCGUCCUAUGAUCGAUAAUACCACCAUUGAUUGGUUCGGCCUUCAAGGCCGCGAAUCAAGCGGAUGGACAGCGAUUCAAUUCAAACGUUUACUAGACACAUGUGAUGUCAUGGAUGUUGAAAUCAAGUCGGGCACCAACAAUCUUAUUUUCGCUUAUGGUUUGGCCGAUCCCGAUCCAUCUGGACCUAAUGGUGAAAUAUCUUAUCAUGAUUCUCGACGUGGCUCACGUGCUAUUCCACUUCAAUCAUAUGCUGAUCCACCAUCUGAAGAUGUUUUUGCUGGACUUGACUUCUUUGAAUUUCGUUUGAAUAAUUAUGUCGUGCCACCAGCUGAAACAACCUAUCAUUGUAAAAUCUACAAAGCCCCUAGUCAAUAUUCAGUCAAACGUCAUGCGAUUGGUCACAAGACACUAAUUGGUGCAGGCAAUCAUGACCUUGUUCAUCAUCUUCUUAUGUAUGAAUGUGAUUCAACAGCUGUAUUCGAUGAUAACAAUUUGCCUGAUGAUGAGUGUGAUAAGAUUUAUCAGAAAGUUGGACCGUGUGCAUCUAAUAUUGCAACUGGUUGGGCUGUUGGUGGCGAUUAUAUGAUUGGAUUUCCAGAAGAAGCUGGUUAUCCAGUUGGAGGUAAUUUUCACAUCAAAUACUAUAUGGUACAAAUGCAUUAUGAUAAUCCAAACCUACUCUCGAAUCGUACCGAUAGUUCAGGUAUUCGAUUUUAUCUUGGUAACAAACUUCGUCAAUAUGAUCUUGGCUAUUUGACAUUUGGCACUGAUUCAAGUGCUGUUGCUUUGGCUAUUCCGCCGAAAGCGGAACGAUUCGUUGUCGAUGGGUACUGUACAGCGAACGCUACACAGAAUUUUCCUGAAGAGGGUAUCACAGUUAUCUCUACUUUUCCGCAUACGCAUUUACAAGGUCGAACAGUGUGGACAAAAAUAAUUCGAAAUAAUACAGCUGUAGACUAUCUAUUCAAUGCAGAAGCAUAUGAUUUCAAUUACCAAUAUGAAAAUCGUUUACCCAACCGAGUCAAAUUAUAUCGAGGUGAUGAGUUUGCUACAAGAUGUAUCUACAAUACUAUGAACAAGGAUGUGAUCACUCUGGGUGGCGAAAGAACGAAAGAUGAAAUGUGUCUUCAUAUGGCGACAUACUAUCCUCGAAUGGAUAAUUUAUACGGCUGUAUGACAACAAAUAGUCCGGAUGCAUGGCUUGCUAAGAUGAACAGUUCUUCACCGUUCGAUUAUAAUCAAUUACAAGAAUGGCUUCAAAGUUUGAAAUGGACACCAGAACGAGUUGCAGAAUGGCAAGAAUUCUACAAUACAGUUCCUCGCAUAGCUAUAUAUGGUGCAGCACCAAACCUUCAGCUCAAUCCUCUUCCCAGAAUUCCUGAAUAUAAAGAUUUGAAACCAGUGAUAUGUACAAGAGAUCAAACGACUCCUGGCCAAAGCCCAGCAACACGUACAACUGCUAGCCAAGGUUCAACAAAGCCGACAACUGUUGCAUUUAAUUCUGCAGUUCGUCAAAAUGUACUUACAUUUUUUCCUUUGAUUUCAAUUGUGAUGAAAAUUAUAAUUAGUUGA